AUGGAGAAGGACAUCUAUUAUUACAUUGGUGUGGACGUCGGUACAGGCUCUGUACGAGCAUGUAUCAUCGAUGAUUUGGGAACCAUCAAAUCACAAGCAGAAUUAUCCAUUCAUAGACAAGAAUUGAAAACUGAUUGCAUUACGCAAUCCUCCCAAGAAAUCUGGAGGGCUGUUUGCUUUUGCGUGAAGAAAGUGGUAAACGAAUUAGGGUGUACGAGAGAUCAAGUUAAGGGAAUCGGGUUUGAUGCUACAUGUUCAUUAGUCGUCGUGGAUAAGGUAACUAAUCGAGGCGUUGCUGUAGGGCCUGAUUUUAAUGAUUCUAAUCAAGAUAUUAUAUUGUGGAUGGAUCAUAGGGCCCUGAAGGAGACCAAAGAGAUUAAUUCUACUAACGAUGAGUGUUUGAAAUAUGUUGGAGGACAAAUGUCAAUUGAAAUGGAAUUACCCAAGAUUAAAUGGUUGAAAAGACAUAUGAGUAAAGAUGUGUUUGCAAGAUGUGAAUUUUAUGAUUUGGCUGAUUAUUUAACGUUUAAAGCUACAGGAAGGAAAACAAGAUCGUUUUGCUCUGUCGUUUGUAAGCAGGGAAUGGUACCCAUGGGUGUCGAGGGCUCUAAAUUGGGUUGGUCAAAGGAUUUCCUUCGAAAUAUUGAUCUUGAAGAAUUGACUUACAAUGAUUAUGCAAAACUGGGAGGUUCAGUAUCUGGAUCGCAUGGGCGUAAUUUUUUGACUGCUGGUGAAUAUAUAGCACCCUUGAACGAUCAAGCUAUUGAAGAAUUAGAGCUAUCAAAAGAGUGCAUCGUUGGAUCAGGUAUAAUUGAUGCAUAUGCAGGUUGGCUUGGAACUGUGGGCUCAGGUACAGUUGAUCUAGAACAACUAUUUAGAGUUGGGAUGGCGAAUGCAAUUGGGAGAUUGGCCGCGGUGGCAGGUACAUCCACAUGUCACAUUGUGCUAUCAAAAGAUCCUAUAUUUGUCCCGGGUGUUUGGGGUCCAUAUAAAGAUACCAUUACUAAAGGAUAUUGGUGUACUGAAGGUGGACAAAGUUGUACUGGUGCAUUACUACAACACGUCUUGCAAACGCAUCCCUCAUAUAAAGAACUUGAAGAAAUUUCUGAGAAAAAUGGUAUGAACAAGUUUGAUUAUCUUAACACUAGAUUAGCAGAAAUGGCAAAGAGAUCCAACGAGCGAUCUGUUUUAUGUCUUGCUAAACAUAUAUUUUUUUAUGGAGAUUUGCACGGGAAUAGAUCUCCCUUGGCUGACCCAUCCAUGAAAGGUGCUAUAGUAGGGUUAUCAAUGGAUACAAGUCUGGAUAAUUUAGCUAAGACAUACCUUGCUGCUUGUGAGUUUAUUGCUCAACAAAAUAGACAAAUCAUUGAAGCCAUGUGUGAUGCUGGUCAUGAAAUAUCUGCCAUUUAUAUGUCUGGUGGACAAUGUAGAAAUAGUCUCCUGAUGAAACUCCUGGCAGAUUGUUCAGGUUUAUCUGUCAUAAUACCCGAAUAUAUCGAUUCGGCUGUUGUAUUUGGUGCCGCCAUUCUGGGUGCAUCUGCUAGCAAAUUGUAUCAGCUUAAUGGAUCAGAGUCAGAUACAGUGAUAAAUACAGAAAAUAUAUUAUGGAGUACUAUGAAUAAAAUGACUAAAGUUGGAAGUUACAUUAUGCCAGUACCAAAGGAUCAUCCUGAUCGUAUCUUAUUAGAUGCUAAAUACAAGAUUUUUUUAGAUAUGGCUGAUCGACAGAAAAGAUAUAGAGCAAUUGUUGAUGCAGUUGAAGAUUAA
Messenger RNA from Naumovozyma dairenensis CBS 421, 1767 nucleotides. Its product is annotated as putative phosphotransferase. Gene Ontology annotation, molecular function: kinase activity; phosphotransferase activity, alcohol group as acceptor. The transcript has a single exon. The coding region runs from base 1 to 1767 and encodes 588 amino acids. The record is from RefSeq and is a predicted model, not a curated record. Gene Ontology annotation, biological process: carbohydrate metabolic process. Lineage: Eukaryota; Fungi; Ascomycota; Saccharomycetes; Saccharomycetales; Saccharomycetaceae.